AUGAUUCCUUUCCUAUCGCCUGCGCCCACCAUCCGCCUCGAUGACGCAACAUUCUCCGGCUUCACAAGUGGCAAGACCGAACAGUUUCUCGGAAUUCCGUUUGCAUACCCACCGACUGGAGACCGUCGGUUCCGUCUCCCGGAGCCUCUCCUGCCAUAUCAAGGUUUACAGAAAGCGACUGCGUUUGGGCCUUCAUGCCCUCAGCAGCCCAUGGUUCUUCCCAGCUGGGUCAAUAGUGCCUUAUCAAAGGUCCUCAAUUCAAUCGUCAGCACGAUGUAUAAAGCUGUGACACCUGAAAGCGAAGACUGUCUCACCAUCAACGUUGUCAAACCUACAAAUGCCAACCCUAACUCUAAGCUUCCAGUGGUCGUAUGGUUUUUCGGAGGUGGUUUCGAGAUUGGUGGUACCGCUACGUAUGAUGGAGGAGGGGUUGUUCAGCGCUCCAUCGAUCUUAAACAACCUAUCAUUUUCGUUAGCAUGAACUAUCGUCUCACCGCUCUUGGUUUCCUUCCCGGAAAAGAGGUCAAGGAGGCCGGCGUUGGCAACUUGGGUCUUCAAGAUCAACGCCUUGCAUUACGAUGGGUUAGAAAAUAUAUCCAACAGUUCGGCGGCGACCCUGACAAGGUCACGAUCUGGGGAGAAAGCGCAGGCGCAAUCUCUGUUUCUCUGCAGAUGAUCACCAAUGGAGGGAACAGCGAAGGGUUGUUCCGUGGGGCUAUUAUGCAAUCUGGUGGACCAAUUCCGGUUGGCGAUAUCACACAUGGACAGAAUUACUACGAUGACAUCGUGAUGCGAACCGGCUGCGAGCGCAGCAAGGACACUCUACAAUGCCUUCGCGAAGUCCCAUUCACCACACUCAAAGGCGCCAUUGACCAAUCGCCCAACUUCUUUGCCUAUCAGGGAUUGGUUCUGGCCUGGCUUCCCCGUGUCGACGGGGUAUUCUUGACGGCUCCACCGCAGCAUUUGGUUCUUCAGGGCAGCGUUGCAAAUGUGCCCUUCAUCUCAGGCAACUGCGACGACGAGGGUUCACUGUUCUCCAUCUCCACCAUCAAUCUCACCACAACUCGGGAUACGCAUGAAUAUCUCAAAACAUACAUGCUUCCGUCUGCAACUGAUGAUCAGCUCGACCUCAUGCUCCGACACUACCCUGAUGACCCUCGCCAGGGCUGUCCCUUCGACACAGGCCUUGAGAAUGCCAUUAGUCCCCAAUUCAAACGUGUUGCUGCGAUACAGGGAGACGUCGUAUUCCAUGGCCCGCGGCGAUUCUUCUUGAAGAACCUGGCGAAUAAGCAGAAGGCAUGGGCCUUCGUGAGCAAGCGAGCGAAGGAUACCCCCUUCGUUGGAUCUGCUCAUGCGACGGAUCUGCUCAACUCUUUCGGAAUCGGCGAAAUGAAGGACUAUGUGAUUCGAUUCACUAACAACCUCGAUCCCAACGGACAAACGGGUUUGGGAAUUCCAUGGCCGCAAUACGACCUCUCGAAGCCGAAGGCCUUGAUUUUCCAGGACAGCUCUUUCUUCCCGCUGAAGAUCGCAGAUGACAACUACAGAGAGAAACCUCUCGAGUUUGCGAUCAAUAUGUCCUUGAUUCACCCUAUUUAA
This is a messenger RNA of Heterobasidion irregulare TC 32-1, 1599 nucleotides long. Its product is annotated as Esterase/lipase/thioesterase. The record is from RefSeq and is a predicted model, not a curated record. Bases 1 to 1599 code for a protein of 532 amino acids. NCBI's taxonomy places the organism in Eukaryota, Fungi, Basidiomycota, Agaricomycetes, Russulales, Bondarzewiaceae. The transcript is spliced from 15 exons.